Molecule: messenger RNA, 1011 nt
Organism: Clonostachys byssicola
Lineage: Eukaryota; Fungi; Ascomycota; Sordariomycetes; Hypocreales; Bionectriaceae
Source: the annotation of a GenBank genome assembly
AUGGUCGCUAUCAUGCAAAUUGGAGUUGCUGCAGGUCUUGUGUUUGGCUUUGCUUCUCACACACUCGCUCUUUCACCAAAUUCUGGCGAUACUUCUCUCACUCUAAGGUCUGAGCUUGAAGAAGGUGCAUUCAUGCUACUCCCUGAGAGGAGUGAUGAAGCGAUUCAGGAACGGGAUUCUAUGCUCAAUGCUCAGCUUGAGGAGCGCGAGCUGGAUGUUCGUGGCAAAAUCCCCAAGCCCAAACCUAACCCGAACCCUCCUCGUCCUGCUCCUCCUGCCCCAACCCGCCGUCCCCGCGAUAUAGACGAACGCGACUUGGACAUCGGGACUAUGGGCCUAUCUCGCCGCGGUAAAAUUCCUAAACCCAAGCCUAAUCCGAACCCUCCUCGCCCGGCUCCUCCUGCGCCCACCCGUCGGCCUCGGUUCUAUGAUGAGGAAGAAUUAAUGGUUCGCGAUUUCGAUAUGGACGUCGUGGGUUUGUCUCGACGCGGCAAAAUUCCCAAACCUAAGCCUAACCCGAACCCUCCUCGCCCGGCCCCUCCAGCCCCAACCCGCCGCCCUCGUGCCUACCUUGAUGAUAAUCUCAAAGUACGCGAGCUACUCAGCAAUCUCAUGAAACGGGAACUUGAUCGUCGAGGGAAAAUCUCAAAGCCUAAACCAAAACCCUCGCCUGUCCGUCCUAGCCCUCCUGCACCAACCCGCCGGCCACGAUUUUACGAUGACAAGGAGCUUGAGGAACGUGAUGUUUACCCAGACACCGAGGCUCUUGGGCUUUCUCGACGCGCCAAGAUUGUUAAGCCCAAGCCUAACCCGAACCCCCCUCGCCCAGCUCCUCCUGCGCCGACUCGUCGCCCCCGAUUCUACGAUGAUGGAGAGCUUCAAGCCCGCGACUUGAAAAUGGAGAUGAUGGGACUAUCCCGACGAGGAAGAAUUCCCAAGCCCAAGCCCAACCCUAAUCCUCGCCCUGCACCCCCUACUCCAACCCGUCGUCCCCGAAGAUCUGUGGAAUAG